ACGUUUCUGAACGAUAUCCCGGGCGAUGAUCAUUGCCGAUGCACAACCUGGACAACAACAGUCUGAACCGUGCUCUCUCCACUCCAGUUCCCUUUUCUUCCUGACCAAGCUGCUCCCACAUCUUCAUCGUCGUCUUUCCCUUCGAAGCCUCGUGAGCCUUGUGUCUCGGACGUGUGAGCCAAUUGCUUACUGCCAAGCGCCUCGCUCGCUCGUAUUUAUGCCGCCUAAGGGGGUCUAGCUCCUGAAUAGCACCAGCCCAUUUCCCUGCGAGGAACGGCGCGAUGGAAGGGAAGGCGAGGGACCUGACCGUAUUGGCUGCCUUUGCUCUUUUCUUCUUCCUGUACUUUCAUCUGCGUCCCUUGCAUGAAGAUUCAAGUUCCUUCGACGACCUGCUGUGGGAAAAUGAGAGGACACGCGACGAACGCCCAAGGGAUGAUAAUGUCGAUCCCUUCGACGGCAACGCACCCGCCAACGAGACUCUCGGUUUCGGCGCGAUAGUCGCUGUGGCCAAGCAGGAUUCCAAGAGAAAGAAGGGUCUACUAGAGGCCGCGAAGGCAACAGAAUUACAGAUCACGAUUCCAGACCAGCCAAAAUGGACGGACGAAGACAUCGAGGCGUUGAAGGACCCAGAGUACUCAAUUGUGUCCAAGGGCUCUGCAAUGGCAUGGCUGGGCCACCUCAACGCCGUCCAGUGGUUCCUCGAUUCUAACCUGACCACGGCACUGAUCAUAGAAGACGAUGUCGACUGGGAUAUUCACAUACGCUACCACCAGAUCCCGCUGGUGGCAGCGCAGAUGCGGUCAUUGCUAGCGGCGAACCCUGCCAGCCCACGAGACCAAUUCAGCGCGAUCCGUGAACACAACAAGGAGCAGAGCUACUGGGGUGACAUGACGCAGUGGGAGGUCCUCUACCUGGGCCACUGCGGCGACAAUUUCGACCUGAAAUACUGGCCGGAUCUUCCCCACAACAUCUUCAAGGACAACACAGUUCCGCGGUUCGACCAGCUGCACCCUGACACGCAGAGGUGGCUGUGGGAGGCUGGAAUUGGCAACAAGCAGCGCAUGGUGCACAAAUCGAAGCAGCCGCUGUGUAGUUUUGCGUACGCACUGAACCGAAGGUCCGCCCAGCGAAUGCUGGCGGAGUUGAGCCACGAGGAGUGGGGUCACGGCACCUGGUCCUUUGAUGUGCGGCUGCUGGAGGCGUGUCGCGACCUAGGCUGGAAAUGCUGGACCGCAAACCCGGAGCUGUUCCACCAUCAGGACGAGCACGACAGCGCAAUUACGGAGGUGAACGGCAAACCGCUCUUCGAACUACAGCCCAAGUACGGGGACGGAAGCACCCCCAACAUCGGAUGCGGAGCUAGAAACGCGUGGUUCUCGACGACGGACCCGCAGAAACUCAAACUCAUCAGGCAGAUCGCCAUGUAUGAGGACGUCUGCACGCUGGAGGACCUGCAGGACAGGAUGUCGCAGCACGAAUUCAAAAAGGACCCCUUGUGACGUGGGAGCUGAUCUCCGGCGCUGGACCCGCUGGUUCGGAGAAGGAUCGAGGCCAUCCGCGACAGAUGCGCAGCCAAGAGCGACGCGCACGGGAAUCUGGACAUGCCCGAAAAAGACAGGCCUGGGGUUCGUGAAUGCAGCUUAACAAGCGAAGAGAAUGGGGGAAGAAGCGCGCCUUUCGAAAAAACUUCAACGUGAUUGAACCACAGCACCCCUUUCAGAGCAGGUGGCGGAGUGCGGAACUGCUCGCCAGGAGUCCUGAUAUCUGGUCAUCUCGAAAACAAACGGUGGUUUUCUUUUCUUUCCUUUCUUCGUUUUUUCUUUUUUUCUUUGUAUUUAUAUUCGGUCAUAGCGGACAGCAAAUAAGCACCCAUAUACCCGGCCCAACGAGGGCCACUUUCUUAAGGCGAAAGAGAAC
This is a messenger RNA of Verruconis gallopava, 1917 nucleotides long. RefSeq lists its product as uncharacterized. NCBI's taxonomy places the organism in Eukaryota, Fungi, Ascomycota, Dothideomycetes, Venturiales, Sympoventuriaceae. The record is from RefSeq and is a predicted model, not a curated record. The transcript has 3 exons. The coding region runs from base 282 to 1499 and encodes 405 amino acids.